Cuscuta campestris is the source of this 956-nucleotide messenger RNA. Lineage: Eukaryota; Viridiplantae; Streptophyta; Magnoliopsida; Solanales; Convolvulaceae. The record is from the annotation of a GenBank genome assembly.
ACUCACACGGCCCAACUUUUUUUCUCUUCUUCGGUCCAGCAAAAAAACCAUCUUUUUUUCCUUCAAGCUUUUUUUUUGUUUUGCUUUUGUCCCUUUUUUGGUUUUCUUUUUUUUCCGGUGAAGGUGUGAACAGGACGGCGGCGACGUCUUCCUCGAACCAGCAGCGCGACUAAGGGCGGCGGUUCAGAAUCUGUUAUCGAUGGCGGCGGCGGCUCCAUCUGCCGCUGCUCCUGCGUGCGGCGGUCGGUACGCAAACGGCGGCGACGAUCCUCGCGGCAACGGCGACGACGAUCCUCACGGCAACGAAGGUAAGACCCAGCGGCGACGAUCUGAUCUAACGGAGGCGGCGCGAUCUGAAACGGCGUGGCUUCGCGGCGGCUCCUCAACCUGGCUGCGGCUCUGCGGCUGGACUGCCUUCUGCACGGCCUCGCGAUCCAAGAGGUCGACGGCGGCGCUAGAAGGGAUGCAGCGGCGGCUCGCAAACGGUGGCAAACACCUGCGCAGAUCUCCCCUUCUCGAACAGGCGGCGCUACACUCCUUCACAGCGGAUUCGCAGCGGCUCCUAUUUUUUCUUCAGGAGCACGAUCCAGCCUUCAGAUCUGCAAAACCUUAGGGUUCAACGGCUAAUCAAUCUGAAAUUGAUGACUCUACAAUAGAUGGUAAUACAACCACCGAGAAAAGUCAUGACAAGGAUUGAUGGAAUAAAGAUGAUGAAGCUGAGAGCGAUAAACUUGAAGAUGUAGACAAUGACGAACAUUAAAGCUUUGGACUAUAUCUUCCAUAUCAAUGCGUAUUUUAAUUUAGUUCACUUUGACGGUUUAUACUUUAGUUUGAAACGUACGCAAAUGAUGAACUAAUUUUGAGAUGUUGGUUUACUUUCUAUUAAAUGGGUUACUUGUAACGCUUUGAAAUGUUAUCGUAUUAUGUAUUGUUGUUAAUACAAGUAUAAGUAUUAU